CAGAUUGUAGACAAAUAUUCCCCUUUUCUCCCACCAUGGAUAAAACCAUCUUACCGCGGUCGCAUACUCGUGGACAUUACAAAUAAUUACACAUCAAUCAUUCUCCUCGGUGUGAACAGAACGGACGAGGGAAGCUACAAGUUGACAGUUGUCUCCAGCGAAGACCGAGCAAGAAAUGAAAGUAAAUUGGAGAUUUCGAUACUGUGUAAGUAAAAAGAACCUAUGAAAAAGAAUGUUUUACAGACACACGAGGAAUCAUGUCAAUAGUCAGAAAUUUUGUCAUUCAGAUACUUAAAUAUGACAAAUUAAAUCUCACAGAUUAAGUUGAGUAUUUUUCAUAUUCGGUCUACUUAGGACUUGUUUAUACCACCAUUCUGGCUUGCUUGGGGAGAGCAUCUCCUGUUUAGUGAGUUAGGUGCCCUCUAUCACCGUAGAGAACAACUUCUCGCCUUACGCCAGCGCUUCUUAGACCGGCAAGGGACGUGUUCGGUGUGGACUGGUGACAGAUAAAGCUGGAAGCAGGAUUUCAUGAGCACUCUUACCUGACCGAAAAAAAAAAAAAAAAAAAAAAAAAAAAAAAAAAAGGGACUAGUCGCAUGUUUUUCACCUGGACAAUAAGUUGUUGUAGCUGUAUCUUCGAACUUCAUCAUUUGGAAAGCUUAGACACAGGAAAAAUUAUGUUUACAACUAUUUAUAAAUAAAAUUCUAUUUCAAAGGUCUUGUUUUAUAUUAAUUUGUUCUAUUUCUUGCUGAUAAUAACAGAUUUAGAUAAACCAAGAAUUACUUCACCGGAUACCAGACCCGUGGAAGGAACUGACGUGUCUUUAUCGUGUUUUGUUGAUGGUAAACCCACACCGACAGUAUCCUGGACUGUGAAUGGUUCUCCACUAAAUACAAGCAGAAAUUCAAGAGUUUCCCUGAGCAAUUUAAACGAGCAACUGACUAUAAUGAGCUUAGACAGAACAGACAGUGGAGAAUACCAGUGUGUGGCGAACAACAGUCUUGGAAAUGUUUCUUCCAAUCCCAGUGCACUUAGAGUCCAAUGUAAGACAAAUUUUUUUCCUUUCAAUUAUAAUUCUUAUGAAUAUCAUGUGUGAAAUAGUAAGUUAAUUAAUUUCUCGAUUUUGAUAUGUUUGUGAUCUUUCUACCAAGUAAAGCAUUUGUCUUUUUAAUUUUUAAAGUAUCGAGGAAUUUUUAAUUUACGAAGCAUUAACUUUGGAAUCUCUUAUGCGGCGAUUAUUAAGCUUUUGGGUGAAUGCUCUCAAGUAACCGGUAGGAAACUGCCUGAUUUAGUUAUGUUGCAACAAACUACAUUUAAUGAUAUUUCAGUGACUAAAUUUAAUGAUCAAUUACCAUCAUUCGUAGAUUGUAGGAAGUAAAUUCCAGUGGAAUUAGCCAUACUCAAGUCAAUCUGAUAUAUUGCACUUCAAAAAGCUUUUUUUGCUUUAUUCUCACAAAACAAAUCAGUCUGUAGCUAUUAUUUGUUAUUUGCAGAUCCACCGGCGAUCGCUCUCAGUCCCUUGAAUGCCACAAAAGAGGAGGGGGAAAAUUUCACUUGGUUUUGUGAGGCUUCAGGAAAUCCAGAGCCAAAUAUAUCAUGGAUCUUUAACGGGUCUCAUAUCAAUACGAAUUACAAUCCUAACAUUGUUUUUUCAAAAGACAAACGGAAAUUGACGAUUACGAAUGUUAGCAGGAAAGACAGCGGAGAAUACCAAUGUCUGGCGUCCAAUAACAUCGGAAAUGCUUCUUCCCAAGUUGCAACAUUUGAUGUAGUAUGUGAGUACGAUGUGUCGUGAGAAAGACAAUCUUGCAAUUGCAUUACUUGGAAGGAGAUUAUCUUAAGAUCUAAAGAAUGAACUCAUUGAAAUUAUGGCUGAUUGCAAAUUAUUUGCAGCCAAAACCAAACAUUUAAAUCAAAAGUCAUUAAGUGGUGUCGUUUGGGUGAAGUCAGACUAGGAAUGGUUUGGUUAUCAUCGCUGUUGCUCACAACACGAAAAUUUUGAAUACUUGUUAAACCCCAGCAAAUACUCCAUCACACCUAUGCGAAGACUUUGUUGUUGUUUACUAUUCACAAAAAACCACAAACUAACGGAAUGUUUCCUGUUACAGACAUACCAGAGAUCACUGCUCAUCCGGACAAUGUGACUGAAAAAGAAGGAGAAAAUGUCACCUUAUUUUGUAACGUUAUGGGGAAUCCGGUACCAAAAAUAUCAUGGAAUAAGGGAGGAUCAACUCUUAGUAACAGCUCCAGGGUUAAUUUGUCGGCGGAUAACAAACACCUUACUUUAACGAAUGUAAAAAGAGUAGACAGCGGAGAAUACCGAUGUGUGGCCGCUAACAGCCUUGGAUACGAUACCUCCAAUCCUGCUUAUUUAGGAGUGCAAUGUAGGUGGAACAUUUUAAUCGCCUGUUCUUUCGUAUCUUACCUUUAAUUAAGAAAUUGUUUCAGAUUUUGAUGAUGUCAAAGUCGGUGUGUUUGUUUGAUGUUAAAUGGUUCAGCCUGCAUUUCCAUAUUUCUAAUUUUUUCAGCUUCCGAUGCCUAUCCCUGUUUUAGCAUUGUAAAUGACUUAGAGUAGAUUCAACGUAAAUGGGUUGUUUGUCCAUUGCCUACCUCUAACGACAAAAUCUUCAGAUUUUCUUGACAGUUUGCAGGUAGCCAUUAAGACCUGAGUGAGGAGAGGCACUGUGAGCCAAAAGCAAAAAGCUAAUAUCCUCGCCUGUAUUCGAAGCCGGACCUUUUAAUUCGAGUUCCGGCGAACUAAUCCCAUGUCUCUCUAUACAUUUUUCUUGUAACUCCUCACUAGUUGUUUCGAUGCGACUUUCAGUUCUAUUUCUUAGUAAUUACUUAAUGAAAGUGUUUAAGAAUUGAUCGGUUCGUCCAUUGCCUAGAGCAGAUGGUAAGGUCCUUCAUUUACACUAUACCAACACGACUGAAGAGUUCGUAAGCAAUAUUAUAUUUUAGAGGCCUAAAGAAGCUUUCAGUCAUCUUCGAAUCUACACGUAAAACUAAGUGAUUCAACUCACCCGUUUAUGGCUUAUUACCCAGGACUAUAAUUUACACUCUCAUUUGGUCAAUUAAGAUUCGAGUCCAUUUUGAUGGGUGCAUCAUGUACAAGUCCUUGCCACAACCUUUUACUUUCUUAAGUAGAGUUGACUUAGGCUCAAGGGGGUAAAGGCCCAACACUGUUAAUUUUGCUUGUCUCAUAUGGAUGACUGUAGUUAAACCCGAGAUCAGCCCUCUUCCACGAUUGAUUCAGAGAAUCGAAGGAGAGAAGUUGACUAUAUUUUGCAACGCCACUGGAAAUCCACUACCGACAACAUCAUGGACUAAAGACGGGAAUUCUGUGUGCACCAGUUACGGUUCGAGAGUGAAUUUGUCUUACGAAGGAAAACAGCUCAUUGUCAAGAAUGUGAGCAAAGGAGACAAUGGAGUGUACCGAUGUGUGGCGGAAAACAGUCUUGGAAAUGUUACGUCCCAUGGCACUACCUUGGAAGUGCAUUGUAAGUAG
This is a messenger RNA of Pocillopora meandrina, 3509 nucleotides long. The record is from the annotation of a GenBank genome assembly. Lineage: Eukaryota; Metazoa; Cnidaria; Anthozoa; Scleractinia; Pocilloporidae.